GAAAGUCAAUAUAAAAGUGUUACACAUUGUUUAUUUGAUAUGGAUGGCUUAUUGCUUAUAAUGACUAAAGUUUCAAUGCCAAUUAUUAAGAAAUAUGAGGACUAUAUAUUAAAAUACGUCUGUAUGAACGGAUUCUAUUAUCAAUGAAAGGGUUAAAAUAGCACUUAUGCAUACAGAACUACUUUAUUCAAAAGCUUUCAAUCGUAUUACAAAUCGCUAUGGAAAAGAAUUUACAUGGGAGCAUAAAACAAAAAUUAUGGGUUUUAAAACAUCAAACAUUGCAAAAGUUGUGGUUGAAAUGUUAUCUUUACCAAUAACAGCAGAAGAAUUUGAGAAUGAGUCAGUUAAAAUAUAUCAAGAAUUAUUUCCAUCUGCAAACUUAAUGCCAGGUGCUGAACGAUUAUUAAGGCACUUAAAACAAAAUAAUAUACCAAUAGCAUUAGCUACAAGUUCAAAUAAACAAAAUUUUGAAUUAAAAACUCAAAAAUGGACAAAUAUAUUUGAUUUAUUUGAUCAUAAAGUUCUUGGUGGUUCUGAUCCUGAAGUUAUUAAUGGUAAACCAGCACCUGAUAUUUUUUUGAUUGCUGCAAAGCGAUUUUUUGAUAAUCCUGAUCCUUCAAAGUGCCUUGUAUUUGAGGAUGCACCAAAUGGUGUAAAAGCUGCACUUAAUGCUGGAAUGCAAGUUGUUAUGGUUCCAGAUCCAAUGUUACCGAAACAUUAUAUUCAAAAUCCAACAUUGAUAUUAAAUAGUCUUGAAGAAUUUCAACCUGAAUUGUUUGGUUUGCCACCAUAUAGCACAUAAGUAUAUAGUUUAAAUAUA
Eufriesea mexicana is the source of this 820-nucleotide messenger RNA. RefSeq names its product pseudouridine-5'-phosphatase. Lineage: Eukaryota; Metazoa; Arthropoda; Insecta; Hymenoptera; Apidae. Bases 167 to 802 code for a protein of 211 amino acids. Gene Ontology annotation, molecular function: phosphatase activity. The transcript is spliced from 5 exons. The record is from RefSeq and is a predicted model, not a curated record.